AUGGCCUUCCUCGCCGACCUCGCCAAUGUCAUUGACGGCGCCACCGCCAUGGUGGCCGCCCUGCAGAGCUACGGCGCCGACAUCUCGCUCUGGGCCCCGCCGCAGACCGAGAGGGACGGGUACUGGCCGGACGCCACUUCGGCGUCACCAAGCGGAGAGGCCGCCCGGAAGGAGCUCCCGCGGCCGGGGACACCGCCGGACGCAACAGUCUGCAAGGAGGGCAGAUGCCAGUUCAGAGCGGUUCAGGCGGCGGUAGGCGCUGCGCUGAUUGACGGGACUUUCGAUCAUAGCUUGUCUCUGUCCUUCGUCACGGGUCACGGUGUGAGUGGAGAUGGCUUCAAGGCCCGGGACCUGGCCUUCGCCAACACCGCUGGGCCGGACAAGCACCAGGCCGUGGCCUUCCGCUCCGACAGCGACCUCUCCGUGCUCGAGUCGGUGGAGUUCCUCGGCCACCAGGACACGCUCUACGCCCACUCCCUUCGCCAGUUCUACAAGUCCUGCCGCAUCUCCGGCACCUCGACUUCGUCUUCGGCAACUCCGCCACCGUCUUCUGCGACUGCCUCAUCUUCAUCCUCCCCCGCCAACUCAACCCCGAGCACGGCGAGUCCAACACCGUCACCGUGA
Messenger RNA from Musa acuminata AAA Group (dessert banana), 624 nucleotides. RefSeq names its product probable pectinesterase/pectinesterase inhibitor 51. Gene Ontology annotation, biological process: cell wall modification. Bases 1 to 624 code for a protein of 207 amino acids. The transcript is spliced from 3 exons. Lineage: Eukaryota; Viridiplantae; Streptophyta; Magnoliopsida; Zingiberales; Musaceae. The record is from RefSeq and is a predicted model, not a curated record. Gene Ontology annotation, molecular function: pectinesterase inhibitor activity; pectinesterase activity.